This is a messenger RNA of Micropterus dolomieu (smallmouth bass), 3098 nucleotides long. RefSeq names its product tripartite motif containing 54 (gene trim54). The coding region runs from base 6 to 1109 and encodes 367 amino acids. The record is from RefSeq and is a predicted model, not a curated record. Gene Ontology annotation, molecular function: zinc ion binding. The transcript is spliced from 9 exons. Lineage: Eukaryota; Metazoa; Chordata; Actinopteri; Centrarchiformes; Centrarchidae.
UGGACAUGAUGAACUUGGCUCUCGGCUAUAAGCCUCCGUCAGCAGGCAGUUCUGGGCCUGGCGCUGGCAGAGGAGCCACCAUGGAUAACCUAGAGAAGCAGCUGAUCUGCCCAGUCUGCCUGGAGAUGUUCUCCAAACCCGUGGUCAUCCUGCCCUGCCAGCACAACCUUUGCCGCAAGUGUGCCAACGACAUCUUCCAGUCAAUUAACCCUCUGUGGCAGUCCCGCGGCCCCUCCAGCGUGGCUACCAGUGGCAGCCGGUUUCGCUGUCCGUCAUGCCGCCAUGAGGUGGUGCUGGACCGCCAUGGAAUCUACGGUCUGCAAAGGAACCUGCUGGUGGAGAACAUCAUAGACCUUUACAGACAGCAGGAGUCCUCCAGGCUUGUGAAUAUAAAGCCAGAGCAGCGGCAGCUGAUGUGUGAAGAACAUGAAGAGGAGAAGAUUAAUAUCUACUGCCUGUCCUGUGAGACGCCGACCUGCUCCAUGUGCAAAGUGUUCGGAGAACACAAGGACUGUGAUGUGGCUCCACUCAGCAACGUCUAUAUGAAACAGAAGACUGAGUUGAGCGACGGCAUCGCGGUCUUGGUCGCCAGUAACGACCACAUCCAGGCAGUCAUCUCUCAGAUGGAAGAAAUCUGCCGCACUACAGAGGAAAAUGGUCAGCAACAGAGAGAACAUCUGGCUAACCAGUUUGACAGACUGGUGGCCAUCUUGGAGGAGCGGAAGCAGGAGCUGGUGGGGCUCAUUACCAAACAACAGGACGAAAAACUCAAACACGUUCGAUCCCUCAUUCGACGGCACAGCGACAACCUGGAGGCCGCAGUGAUGCUGGUGGAGUCGGCCAUUCAGUCAAUGGAGGAGCCACACAUGCCUUUGUUUAUACAGAGUGCCAAAGUCAUACUGGAAAAAAUGGCAGCGACAGCAAGGGCCUCUGACAUUGAGCGUCUGGAGCUCGGUUAUGAGAGUAUGAGCCACUUCGCCAUCGACACCGACGACAUCGCCGUCACGCUGAUGAACGUUGACUUCUGCCCCGGUGUGGGAGAUGAUGGAGAAGAAGAUCCUGAAGAAGGAGGAGAAGAGUCAGAUCUUGACUUCUGCUCCAGACAUUAAUACCAAAGAGGUCCUUACUGUAGUCCUGAGGAAAUGUAAAACAGAGACGGACGUAGAGGUUUAGCAUAAUCCUCCUGAAGAAAUCCACACAGUGUCCAAAAGUGAAUUUAGCCACAGCGGACAUGAAACAACAAAGACAACAGGAAAAACAACAACAACAACAACCCAUAUGAUUUAAAUCAUACCAUAUGCACGAUCAGUCAGUUUCCUCCUGCAGCAGUCCAGAUGCGGGAAGAUUGACGUUGCCAGAUUUUAGCCUCCCACAUUGUUGCUUUUUGUUCACUAAAAAAAGCCAGUGUAUUGUGUAUAAAUAGAUCUCUCUAUGUAUAUCUUACAGGAAACCUAUACAGUGGAUUUAGCAAUGUAUUCUAUGUUGUGGGAGGGAAAGUAAAAAGAUUUUGUUCACAUGUAUUUUUCUUCAGGAUAUAAAGCCCUUAUAUAGCUUUCUGUCACAAUGUUUUCUAAAGGCUUCAGUAAAGACUACAGUUUUAGGCAUUUUGUCAGUUUUAAAAUUCUUUUCAGAUGUAAAUAAAAGAAAUAAAAAAAGACAGUGUGGGGAUUAAAGUCAGUGAGAUGGAAAUGGUUUAUUUGCGAGUAGAGUCAUUUUUAAACAGGACAAUUUUGCAACUCAGAACAGGUGUUAAAUUUUGUACAAUUCCUGGGACACACUGUAGAUUUUCCUCUUCAUAUUUCAAACUAAUAAAUAAAUUAAAGUGCUAAAAAAUACGGAAGAAUGACAAUACCAGUGAACAGGAUGUAAAACUGAAAUAGUGGGCAGAUAAGCUCAUUACUGUAGUAUUGCAAAUGAUGAAGACUGCUGGAUAGAUUUUGGGUUGUUGUGUAUGACCAAAACAACCCAUAUGAACAUUUUCUGCCACGUCUGUGGUGAAGGUUUAAACACCUGCCACUACUUGGUUAAAGGAUAAUUCUGGGGAUUUUGUGCAUCAUCUUAUUGUCAACCAAUCCUAUUAAAAAAUAAUGCUACAAUUAAUUUAUCCUUCUGUUAUCUGUGUAUCCACAGCCUGAUAUUAUUUGUGUCAGAGCUCUAUUGUUGUCCAAAAACUAUUAAAAACACACCAAUGAGCAAUGCUGCUAUAAAUACUCACUAGAACACCAAAUGUGUAUUAAUCCAUGUACCAAAUGUUAGCAUGCUAACAUGCCAAAAUAAGACAGUGUGGUAAACAUUACACCUGCUCAUAUUAGUCAAUGUGAGCAUGUCAGCAUGCUGAUAUGAGCACUUAGCUCAAAGUCGGUUCUUUGAGCUAAAUGAUAACAUUGGCAUGCUAUGCUCCAACCAUGCUAACUGCUAUGCUGUUAUAGUCUGUCUAAAAAUGACACUAUAUAGUUGUGACCCCGUUAAAAUUAAAAAAAAAGAUGUAUGUCUUCAGGAGGAAUCCGUAGGCUUGGGACUAAGUGGGACAAGUGCUAGGGAAGUCAGAAAGUACUGAGGAUAUUGAACACAUUGUUGUUUUUAGUCUUUCCAUAAGAUUUGUUGACAAUAAGAAAAUAUAGAAUAAUGCCAGACUUAUCCUUUCAGGUUAAGGAUUAAAAUAAACCAAGAUUGACUGUUAGUAGGAGAACCAACAUCAACAUAAGCAGGUGUAAACAUUUGAAUAAGGAGCUAAUGUUAUAUUUAUGGAGAGGACAGUCUCAUCCAUGAGAUAUCCGUGAUGGGGGAUGUUAGGGCAUUGGCUGUGAUGAACAGGUGGAACAUUGUAUUGGAGGUAAUGUGCUGAUUUACAAAGAGAAGUUAAUCUCUCACCUGGAUCUCUGACGCUAGGAUCAGUCAGGGCUCUGUCAGCCGGUUCAUAGUGAAUCAUCAGUGACACAGAUAAUUGAUGGUGUUUCUCCUUUGCUAGCCAUGGCAUUGAUUUUUUUCAAAAUUUACUUUUAAGCUUAGCUCAAAAAUGUAUUAUUGAUCUGUUUACCUGUCAUGGGUUGGGCUCUGAUAGUUGUUUCUUAGUCAAAAAGGGAUUUUGGGGUUUGGCU